UUAAGAAAUUAGGUGUUAUAUUGUCAUAGGGGAAGCUAAUUAAAACAAAAAUGGGUGUCAAAAAACAAAUUAUUAGUUAUCAUCCAAGUUUUGUGGAAUGUAAUUAUGCUAACACAUAAAUACUUGCAAAGCUAUCAAUUCCAAUGCGCACACUAAUAAGAAAUUUACCCUAAAAAGGAAAGGGGUGGCUUGGUGAGGAUACCAAGCAUGGCAUCCCUCUUUGCAUUCCUCCUUGCCCUUGUUCUGAACCUUUUUAAUCCAUCUCCGUCUCCAUCCCCGUCUCCAUCCCCGUCCCCAAGUCGGUCUUUAUCUCCAUCUCCAUCUCCAUCCCCAUCCCCAUCCCCAUCCCCAUCCCCGAGAGGAGAAAUCAACAGCACUGCAAUUAGUGACAAUCUUAGUGUAGAUUUCUACAAAUCAAGUUGCCCAAAUGUAGAGCAAAUUGUUGCUGAUGUUCUUCGUAAUAAAUCACAAGCGCAUCCGGGGAUUGUCCCUGGUAUUCUUCGUCUUUACUUUCAUGAUUGCUAUAUUACGGGUUGUGAUGCUUCAAUCCUUCUAACCCCACAAAGAUACAACAACCACGACGUAGAAAUGAUCCACCCAGCAAAUGGAAACUCCUUAAGAGGCAUGAAAGCCUUAGAUGCAGCAAAGGAAGAGGUCGAAAAGCAAUGUCCAGGCGUAUUAUCCUGUGCGGAUCUUCUAUCCUACGCAGCUCGAGAUAUGGUUGUUUUUGCAGGAAACCCCAAAUAUGAUGUUCCUGCAGGACGUCGUGAUUCUUUUUCAACCAGCGGUGGCCUUGCAAGUGCCCUCCCUACAGGAAAUGAUACCAUUGCUAUUCAACAAAAAAAAUUCGCAGAAAGAGGGCUUACCUUACAGGACAUGGUGGUGUUAGAGGGGUCCCACUCAAUAGGCCGAACCCGAUGUCAGAACACAAUCGCUGAAGAUGGUUCAAUGGAUAAAAUGCCUGAUACUGCAAAGUUUGUAGACAAGCAGUUCGAGCAGAAGGUGAAACAGAGAUUCUGUCCUGAAUCUCGGCAUGCAUUGUUUACAAGUAUAAGAGCACCUUUGGUUCCUGAUAACCCUAACAAUUCUGAUUGGGGCAACUCAUUCUAUAAACACAUUAUCAAAGGCAGGACCUUGCUGCCUUUUGAUAUUUCGUUAGCUGUUGAACAGACUACUAAAGAUAUGGUACAUCAGUAUGCUUCUGACAGUGCUCUUUGGCAGAAAAUGUUUAAUGAUGCUAUGAUCAAAUUGGGAAAGGUUAAUGUGCUUACCGGAGAUCAAGGCGAAAUCAGACGCAAAUGUGGAUGGAUCAAUGCAGUUUCUACAAUUUAA
Spinacia oleracea (spinach) is the source of this 1332-nucleotide messenger RNA. Its product is annotated as peroxidase 5. The record is from RefSeq and is a predicted model, not a curated record. Gene Ontology annotation, molecular function: heme binding; peroxidase activity. The transcript has 2 exons. Gene Ontology annotation, biological process: response to oxidative stress; hydrogen peroxide catabolic process. The coding region runs from base 208 to 1332 and encodes 374 amino acids. Lineage: Eukaryota; Viridiplantae; Streptophyta; Magnoliopsida; Caryophyllales; Amaranthaceae.